AUGCCUUCUUUUAAUCCAAUUAGAUUCUUAGAAUUACCAAUUGACAUUAGAAAAGAAGUCUACUUUCAUUUAAAUGGUAAUUUUUGCGGAGCACAUCCAUACCCAAUAGAUAUAUUAUACAAAUCUAAUGAUGUGGAGCUUCCAGGAAAGCCAGGUUAUAAAAGAUCUAAGAGAUCUAAGAAACUAUUGAGGUAUAUGUAUCCUGUUUUUGCCUCGUAUUUGAACAUUUUCGAAUACUCUCCACAACUCAUUGAAAAAUGGCUUGAAUAUGCAUUUUGGUUGCGCUAUGAUUGCUUAGUUUUGGACUGUUUGAGAGUAAACCAUCUAUAUGAUGGAACGCUCAUUGGUGCAUUCGAAUGGACGUACCUCGAUAACGAACUUCGGCUGGCUUAUUUCAAUAAGGCCAGUAUGCUAGAAGUUUGGUAUACUUUUAAAGAGUACAAGAUGUGGGUGAUAGACAGUGCUGCUUAUAGCGAGCUUGGCUUGCCUAACGUAAAUAAUAUUCAAUUCAAUAUCGAUAAUCUAACUCCACAAAUAGUAGGCAAGUGCUUAUCAAUUCUAGAACAGAAAGAUUUAUUUACAACAAUUAGAGAAAUACAAUUUGGACAAGAUGAAGAAGUAGGAGAAGAGAGAGAUCUUGACGAUAGUGAAGCUGAUUCUGACGAAAAUGCUUCAUCUAGCUCCACAUUGAAAAACAAGAAAAGAUCAGUUUCUAAAAAAUCGUAUUCAGACAAUAGCAAUGUGGAAGCAAAGCAAAAUCAGCUGACAAGUACGUCAGUUAUCAGGACAAUAAGGUGUAUGGAAUCUAUGAAAAGCUUGCGGAAGAUUGCUGUGGGAGGGGAGAAAUUAUAUGAGUUGCUAAUAAAUUUUCAUGGGUUUAGAGACAAUCCUGGUAAAACGAUUAGUUACAUAGUGAAACGUAGGAUAAAUGAAAUACGGCUAUCGCGAAUGGAUCGAAUUUCCAGAACUGGACUAGCUGAUUUUACAAGAUGGGACAAUUUGCAAACGCUCGUUUUGAGUAGAAUAGCUUACAUCGACUUGAAUGGCAUUGUCUUUCCCAAAAAUUUCAAGUCUUUGACAAUAAAGCAUGUGAGAAAAAUCAGGUGGUGGAAUAUCGAGGAAAACAUACUAAAGGAACUAAAAGUGAACAAAAAAACUUUUAAAUCAUUGUAUAUAAAGGAAGAUGAUAGUAAAUUUACAAACUUUUUCAACCUCAGACAAACGAGAAUAAAACAGCUUGACAAAAGUGAAAUUAAUCAAAUAACAUGCCUUCGAUGUCAAGCAUUAGUUUGGCUAUCCUUUCGGGCUCUGAACCAUAUCAAACUACAAAGUAUAUCUGAAGUUUUUAACAAUAGCAUCAUCGUACCUAGGGCUUUAUUCGAUAGUAAGCGAGUAGAAAUUUACCAAUGUGAAAAAAUCUCUGAGAUUCUAGUAAUAUAG
Molecule: messenger RNA, 1440 nt
Organism: Saccharomyces paradoxus
Lineage: Eukaryota; Fungi; Ascomycota; Saccharomycetes; Saccharomycetales; Saccharomycetaceae
Gene: CTF13
Product: Ctf13p
Exons: 1
Coding region: 1-1440 (479 amino acids)
Source: RefSeq, a predicted model, not a curated record